This is a messenger RNA of Scedosporium apiospermum, 1506 nucleotides long. RefSeq names its product putative transporter C11D3.06. Gene Ontology annotation, cellular component: membrane. The record is from RefSeq and is a predicted model, not a curated record. Lineage: Eukaryota; Fungi; Ascomycota; Sordariomycetes; Microascales; Microascaceae. Gene Ontology annotation, molecular function: antiporter activity; xenobiotic transmembrane transporter activity. The coding region runs from base 1 to 1506 and encodes 501 amino acids. Gene Ontology annotation, biological process: xenobiotic detoxification by transmembrane export across the plasma membrane. The transcript has 2 exons.
AUGACCAUUACUGGUGGCGAAGCCACUCGGGCGAAUGAAUACACGUCUCUUCUCCCCAAUCGGCAUUGCGGUAGCAUCUACAGCGAGGAUAAUAAUGCAGAGAUUGUGGUACCGGACGAAGGUCAGCUGUCGAGGAAGCUGGUCAUCGACGAGCUCACCCUUCUUCUCAAAGGGUCCAUCCCCGUGGUCCUCGCCUACACCCUCCAGAAUAGCCUUCAGACAAUGUCAGUUUUGAUUGUCGGGCGCUCGUCGCCAGAAAGCCUCGCCACUGCCGCAUUCUCGUACAUGUUUGCCAUGUGCACGGCAUGGCUGAUUGGCCUCGGAGGAACGACGGCCCUCGAUACGCUCGCAUCAUCAACAUUCACCGGCGGGUCUAAUAAGCAUGAUCUAGGGAUACUCCUUCAGCGCGCCUUUAUCGUACUAGGACUCUUCUAUGUCCCAGUUGCGAUGUUAUGGGCGUUGUCGGAGCCGGUUUUCAUAUUCUUAGGACAGGAUCCUGAACUGUCUCGCGAUAGCGCCCGCUUCCUGACAUUUCUAAUCCCAGGAGGACUUGGAUACGUCUACUUUGAAUCAAUGAAGAAAUUUCUCCAAGCACAGGGUAUCAUGAGACCGGGUACCUACGUCCUCUUGAUCACCUCACCUAUCAGUGCAGGACUUAACUACCUUCUCGUCUACACAUUCAAGAUGGGGCUCCUUGGUGCCCCCAUCGCGACUGGAAUCUCGUAUUGGCUAUCAUUCGGUCUCCUCGUCCUUUACGCCCGCCAUGUCGCCGGCGCCGAGUGCUGGGGUGGCUGGAGCCGCAGUGCCUUGGACAAUUUAGGAAUUUUUGCACGUCUUGCUUUUAUGGGAGUUAUUCACGUUGGCACAGAGUGGUGGGCGUUUGAAAUUGUGGCUCUCGCGGCUGGAAGGCUUGGCACCAUUCCUCUCGCCGCACAGAGCGUCAUCAUGACUGCUGAUCAAGUUCUGAAUACUAUUCCUUUCGGUCUUGGAGUUGCAGCCUCGGUACGAGUCGGCAAUCUCCUGGGCGCAAAGGACCCCAAGGGAGCCGCACGCGCUGCUCAUUCAGCUGCCGGCCUCAGCAUCCUCCUAGGUCUAGUUGUCCUCGCCGUGCUCAUGGCUACGCGAAACCAAUUCGCCAAAAUCUUCAACGACGACGAGCAAGUUGUCCGCCUUACGGCUGAAGUGCUGCCUUACGUCGCCUUAUUUCAAAUUGCCGAUGGUUUGAAUGGAAGCUGCGGCGGCAGCCUCAGAGGCAUGGGCCUCCAGCACAUCGGAGCCGCGGUCAACCUCAUUAGUUAUUACUGUGGUGCCUUACCGCUUGGGAUCUAUAUGGCCUUUCAUGGAUGGGGCCUCAAGGGUCUCUGGAUCGGCCAGUGCAUCGCCCUGUAUCUUGUGGGGAUACUUGAGUGGGCUAUUGUAGGGCUAAGGAACUGGGAGAAGGAGGUGGAGAAGGCCUUUCUGCGGAUGGAUAAGGCCGAUCAUGAGGAGCCGGGAAUGCUUCAUUGA